This is a messenger RNA of Linum tenue, 3546 nucleotides long. Lineage: Eukaryota; Viridiplantae; Streptophyta; Magnoliopsida; Malpighiales; Linaceae. The record is from the annotation of a GenBank genome assembly.
UCCCCACCCAUUCGGCCAUUCCCCCGCAACUAAUCCUUCCGAUCCAGAUCUGGGAUUUGCGUCAAAUUUUGCAGCGUCGGUGGUGACGACUAACUGUGACUUCAAUUUUACUCUAAAAUAAAUGGAAAUGGCGCUGAAAUUGCUCUGAGUCCGAUCUCAACAGUGUCUCUCUCGUCCCAAUCCGCGUGAGAAAGCAAAUAUAAAAAUAUCCCUCUCCCCCUCCUCUCUUUCCCCAUCUCGUUAUCAUUCAUGGUCUCCCACCACCACUAAUCCUCCACUGUUCAUCCCACUUGCUGCUCCUAGUUUCACUCUCAUUCUUAGCUGGUCGAUUUCCUUUCGGCCAUUAUUACUAUAUAAAAAAGCUCGCUACUUUGCCAUCUGGGUACCCCGUUCCUUUCCCCCCUGGCCUGCUUCAUUUGCUAUUUCAGGCGGCAACUGACAGCAGCAGCGAAAAGGGCUACUGGGUUUACUUGGGUUUCUUCCGAUUUCUCCUCGCUCCUUUUAGUCAGAUCCAAGUCCUCCAGAUGUCGUGUUAGUUGACACAAAGGGGUGUUUAAAGCCACUGUAAACUUCUUUACUUGAGGAGGAAAUGGCAAUGGGGAAGUACUCACGGGUCGAUGGCAGGAAGUCAUCGAACUAUUGUUCAACGAUCAGUAUGGUUGCUUUUGUUGCAUUGUGUCUAGUUGGAGUUUGGAUGUUCAUGUCAUCAUCUGUCGUCCCUGGACAGAGUUCAGUUGUGCCGGCAUCCCAAGAGUCUGCCACCAGUCAGGGCAAACAAAGUACUGUUGAGAACACCAAGGGAUUUGAAGAUAGUUCUGGUGAUAUGCCAGAAGGUUCAAGUAAAGAAGGCGAGAGCACUGAAAAUACUAAUACUGGCAACCAAUCGGAUCUCCAGGAUGAUGACAAGGUGACCGAAACUCAGACGGAGACUGAUUCUAACCCAGCGGGUGAAGAAAAUCAAGUUGAGAAGUCUCAAGAGGAUGGUGAUGGGAAAAAAGAGGAUGAAAAUUCAGGAGAGGCAGGAUCAAAUACAGAUUCUGAGGAGAAAGAAAAUGCAAGUGGGGAAAAGAGUGAGUCUGAUGAAGGGGAGAAGACCACCACAGAUUCGAGUGAAAAUAAGAAUGAUAGUGAGACAGAGGGUGGUUCAGGUGAAAAAUCAGAGUUAGAUGAGGGGGAGAAGUCCACAGAGGAAGGUGAGAAUAAGGACGUUAGUGAGACAGAGGGAAAUUCUAGUGAGAGUAACGAGGGAAGUCAGGGUAAAGAUAAGGCAGUUGAGGUUUUCCCUGCGGGUGCGCAGUCAGAGCUUCUUAACGAGACUAGUACACAGAAUGGAGCUUGGUCUACUCAAGCUGCAGAAUCACAGAAGGAGAAAAGCUCGCAGAGUCCUUCAGAUGUUAAACAAGAUGGCCAAGCCUGGAAAGUAUGCAAUACCACUGCUGGGCCGGACUAUAUCCCUUGCCUUGACAACUGGAAAGCUAUCAGAAAGCUAUCUAGUACUAAGCAUUAUGAACAUAGGGAGAGGCAUUGCCCUGAUGAAGCACCUACCUGCCUUGUUCCUGUGCCGGAAGGGUAUAAGCAGUCAAUUAAGUGGCCUAAGAGCAGGGAUAAGAUCUGGUAUUACAAUGUCCCCCAUACCAAGCUUGCAGAGGUUAAAGGACAUCAAAAUUGGGUCAAAGUUAGUGGUGAAUAUCUUACCUUCCCAGGUGGAGGAACUCAGUUUAAGCAUGGUGCUCUUCAUUACAUCGAUUUCAUUCAAGAAUCUCUUCCUGAUAUUGCUUGGGGAAAAAGGACCCGCGUGAUAUUGGAUGUUGGAUGUGGUGUGGCAAGCUUUGGUGGUUAUUUAUUUGAGCGAGAUGUUCUUGCUAUGUCUUUUGCUCCCAAAGAUGAGCAUGAGGCACAAGUUCAAUUUGCUCUAGAGAGGGGAAUUCCUGCCACAUUAGCAGUUAUGGGUACCAAGAGGCUACCUUUCCCGGGAUAUGUUUUCGAUGUCGUGCACUGUGCACGUUGCAGGGUUCCUUGGCAUAUUGAAGGCGGUAAACUUCUUUUGGAACUCAACAGGGUGCUGCGACCUGGUGGCUACUUUGUGUGGUCUGCAACUCCAGUUUACCAAAAGCUGGAAGAAGAUGUUGGGAUUUGGGAAGAAAUGACUAAGUUGACAAAGGCCAUGUGCUGGGAACUGGUGGUUAUCAAGAAGGAUACACUGAACGGUGUUGGUGCUGCAAUAUACAGAAAGCCGAUGUCUAAUGAGUGCUAUAACCAGCGAACCAAGAAUGAGCCACCAUUGUGCAAAGAAUCCGAUGAUCCAAAUGCAGCUUGGAACGUGCCCCUCGAGGCAUGCAUGCACAAAGUCCCCGAAGAUGAAUCUCUACGAGGAUCUAACUGGCCAGAGCAAUGGCCAAAGAGAUUGGAGAAUCCACCAUACUGGUUGAAAUCCCAGGUCGGAGUUUAUGGCAAACCAGGUCAGGAAGAUUUUGCUGCUGACUAUAAGCACUGGAAGAAUGUCGUCUCGCAAUCAUACCUCAACGGAAUGGGCAUCAACUGGUCUUCUGUAAGAAAUGUCAUGGACAUGAGAGCGGUUUAUGGAGGGUUUGCGGCUGCACUGAAGGACUUGCAAGUGUGGGUUAUGAAUGUGGUUCCCAUCGAUUCUCCAGAUACGCUUCCCAUUAUAUACGAGCGUGGUUUGUUCGGAAUGUACCAUGAUUGGUGCCAGUCGUUCAACACCUACCCCAGAACUUUUGAUGUUCUGCACGCAGAUCAUCUCCUAUCGGUUGUCAAGAAGAGGUGUAGCCUGGUGGGACUGGUGGCAGAAGUUGACAGGAUCUUGAGGCCAGGAGGCAAGCUUAUCGUAAGGGACAAUGUCGAGACCAUAACCGAGGUCGAGAGCUUGGCAAAAUCGAUGAACUGGGACAUCCGAAUGAUUUACUCGAAGGAGGGUGAGGGGUUGCUGUGUGUUCAGAAGACAAUGUGGCGUCCUAAGGAGGCUGAGUUGAUAACCUCGGCCAUCAUGUAGGCAUGAAGAUUAGAUUCAGAGCAGAGCAGAUCAGAUCAGAGCUAUUCAUCUGCACGCAGAGGAAUCAUCUGUGGAUGCCAGAAUGUAGCUUGGCAUUAUUUUGAGGUUGGAAGUAGGAUAUGGUUUUGAUAUCUGCAGCAAGGCGUAUGGGAAGAUGUUUUUUCUUAUCACUGUUAUUAUCAUCAUUUGUUAUUUUUUACUGUUAUUACUUACUGUGACGAUUUAUAGCUAUUACACGUUGAGGGAAUUGUAAAAUUUAAUUUGUAAUCUUCAAUUCUUCUUGUUGGCUUAACCGUAUGAUCUCCUAUGUUUUUCAGUGAGUCGAUGUAUGUUUACAUUUAUAGUGGGGAUAAGCUGUUUUGCAGUCAAACGAUAAAUGAAAUAUUUGUUUUUAAAACACUUUUACUUCAGUUAAGAUGUUUAAUAACUUACUUAAUACCUAAUAGUAAGGGAAAAAAAAUAUCUUACGAGUUCAUAGAAUUAUAGCUCAAUAUCUAACAACUUUCUUGAACUAUUGAAAAGAUCUAUAAAAAAGA